CAAUAAACGCACCCCCAGCUCACCAUUAUUUCUGUACAACUACCGCAUUAACUCUCCAUCUGUCUUUAUUUAUUAUCAAAACCUAAUCAUCCAUCCCUCACUGCUCUCUCCCUCCUAAACCUCACUAAGCUAAUCCAACAAUGGCAACUUACAAUCUCGCUUUAAUCCUCGGAAACCCCUUAAACGACGCCGAAUUCCUCCUUGCAAAGCAAACCCCACCUCCAAAAUUCGGAAUUGAAGAGUAUGAUUCAUUCGUUGACUCUGAUCUCUGGGACUUACCCUCAAAGAAGCUGGACCUUGUAGAAGGAGAAUUGGAGCCUGGUAGUCUUGUUAUCGAAGGCAUAGAGAGGACCAGUCUGCUCAAAUUUGAUUUUGAUUCGGCUAUUAACAAGGUUUUGGAGCAAGUGGGGUUUAAGGCAAAUGAUGGAGGAGAGUGGAGAUUUUUGAAGCAUCUAGAGGAAGCUGAGUUUGGCCCAGGAUUGCCAGUUCAUACGGUGUACAUUUCGGGAAAAUUGUUGAACCGGAAUCAGAAUUUGCCAGGGCUGUGUAAGUGGAUGUCUAUCCAGAGUUGUUUAAGCUGGCUUGUGGAUGUAAAACCAAGUAGUGAUCGCGUGGGACCCUUGGUAGUUCUUGGUCUUAUUAAUGAUUCCGUGCAUUCUUCAGAGAAAGUGAACACUGCCUUGGAUUAUCAGGAAUAUCCACCUGGUGUUAUAAUUGUGCCUAUGAGAAGUAGAACAGCCAAGCCUUUCCACACAACAAACUUGGUUGUAUUUGCGCCUGAGAGUGUAAAAAAUAAAUGCGAGGAUUACAAUUUUGUAGCACACGGAGAUGCAUUGAUAGUGGACCCAGGAUGCCGUGCUAAUUUUCACAAGGAGCUCUUGAAAGUUGUUGCUCCUCUGUCGAAAAAGUUGGUCGUCUUUGUUACCCAUCACCACAGAGAUCAUGUAGAUGGUCUUUCUGUCAUCCAAAAAUGCAACCCUAAUGCCACUUUAUUAGCACACAAGAACUCAAUGCACCGCAUUGGGAAAGGUGACUGGUCUCUUAAUCACAUCUCAGUUUCUGGAGGUGAAGACAUUUGCAUCGGUGGUCAGAGAUUGAAUAUUAUUUUUGCUCCGGGACAUACAGAUGGGCACUUGGCACUGCUUCAUGUUGAUACUCACUCGUUGAUAGUAGGUGAUCAUUGUGUGGGUCAAGGAAGUGCCCUCUUGGACAUUACUUCUGGUGGAAAUAUGACUGAUUACUUCCAAUCGACUUACAAAUUUAUUGAGCUUGCCCCACAUGUUUUGAUCCCAAUGCAUGGAAGAGUUAAUUUGUGGCCAAAGCGCAUGCUUUGUGGAUAUCUAAAGAAUCGUAGAAGUAGAGAAUUAUCGAUCUUGGAAGCAAUAGAAAAUGGAGCAAAGACAUUAAUUGACAUAGUUGCCAAUAUAUAUUCAGAGGUUGAUCGCAGUCUUUGGUUUCCUGCUUCAUCAAAUGUUAGGCUUCACGUGGAGCAUUUGGCUCAACAAAAUAAGUUACCAAAGGAAUUUUCGAUUCAGAAGUUCCAAAGGACUUGCGGGGUGCAUUUUAUAUCCAGAUGGAUUUGGGCAUAUCUUGCUGCUGAAUUUCUGUCCCGGUCCAAGAACCUACAUAUACCCAAAAUACUAAUCGGUGGAGCAGUGGUCAGCUUCGCCGUGUUAUACUCGUUAAAGUACAAGCUCAGCUGAAAGUAAGAGAGGUAAGGGUGUACAAUUUGCGGCUUUCUGGAAAAUGGUUGACGCAUUAUGGCUUUCAUAUGGUGAUUAUUCAUCGUGUAUUUGAGGCUUCAUGGAAAAUGUUAAAAAUGCACCGGCAGCUAAACCUUCCAAAGAAGGGCAGCAUUUUAUGAUACAAGGUGCUUCCACAAAGCCAAUCAUUGAUAUUACUAUGGAUAGCUGCGAUGUAUAAUUUCUCUGCGACUGAAAUAGUUGCCUUCUCAAAGCUUUAAUCAUGUAGGUGAACCAGUCUCGGUAUGGAAAAUUUUAUGGUGCUGAACCUAUACUAUAACCAAUUAUAUUAUCAGAUAUGAUUUUUCCUCUC
Molecule: messenger RNA, 2055 nt
Organism: Populus nigra (black poplar)
Lineage: Eukaryota; Viridiplantae; Streptophyta; Magnoliopsida; Malpighiales; Salicaceae
Exons: 12
Coding region: 141-1703 (520 amino acids)
Cellular component (GO): plastid
Source: RefSeq, a predicted model, not a curated record